AUGGGCGUGCUAGCUGUGAUGCAGAGUGCUUUGGCCUCUGGAGUACAGGAAGAUAAAGCAGAAAGUUGGUCUCCUUCCUCUGGGUUGUUCUUCAGUCCUUACGUUCACUUACAGCUCUUCAAGCUCAUCUUCCAUGUGGUCCAGUCAAAACUGGAUCUAGAAACAGUAUGGGACUUGACAGUUGCAAGCAUCAGAGACCAUGAUCAGUUAUUUCUCGUUGCUACCAUUGCGCAAGAUUAUACUUUUUUUUUUAUUUCAGUGUGUGCAGAAGCUUACAAUCCUGAUGAGGAAGAGGACGAUGCAGAAUCUAGGAUUAUUCACCCUAAAACAGAUGAUCAAAGAAACAGACUGCAGGAGGCGUGCAAGGACAUUCUUCUUUUUAAAAACCUAGAUCCGGAACAGAUGUCUCAGGUGUUGGAUGCGAUGUUUGAAAAGCUGGUUGAAGGAGGGGAACAUGUGAUUGAUCAAGGGGAUGAUGGUGACAACUUCUACGUCAUUGAUAGAGGUACAUAUGAUAUUUAUGUAAAAUGCGAUGGUGUUGGGAGGUGUGUUGGAACCUAUGAUAACCGAGGAAGUUUUGGUGAGUUGGCCUUAAUGUACAAUACACCCAGAGCAGCUACAAUUAUAGCUACCUCUCCUGGUGCCAUCUGGGGUUUGGACAGGGUAACGUUCCGAAGGAUCAUUGUAAAAAACAAUGCCAAAAAGAGAAGAAUGUAUGAAAAUUUUAUUGAGUCAUUGCCAUUCCUUAAAUCUUUAGAAGUAUCUGAGCGUUUAAAAGUGGUUGAUGUGAUUGGCACCAAAGUGUACAAAGACGGAGAACAAAUCAUUGCUCAGGGUGACUUGGCUGAUUCUUUCUUCAUUGUGGAAUCUGGAGAAGUAAGGAUUAUAAUGACAAGGAAGGGUAAACAAGAUGUAGAAGAGAAUGGAGCAGUUGAAAUAGCUCGAUGCUCGAGAGGACAGUAUUUUGGAGAACUUGCUCUUGUAACUAACAAACCACGAGCCGCUUCUGCCUUUGCUCUUGGCACUGUCAAGUGUUUAGUUAUGGACGUGCAGGCAUUUGAAAGGCUUUUGGGACCUUGUAUGGAAAUUCUGAAAAGAAACAUUGCAAACUAUGAAGAGCAGCUAGUUGCUCUGUUUGGAACAAACAUGGACAUUGCCGAUCCCAGUGCAUGAACUAAACAUUGGAGCAACAAGAUCUGUUACGAGAAUAUAGCACAGUAGUGGUUAGUCCACUGAGAAAAUGUCUCGCUUCCUAUAGAUGCCAAGCAUUUUCUGUGAUUUUUAAGAGUGGGUUGGGGGUAUUUU
This is a messenger RNA of Opisthocomus hoazin, 1305 nucleotides long. The record is from RefSeq and is a predicted model, not a curated record. NCBI's taxonomy places the organism in Eukaryota, Metazoa, Chordata, Aves, Opisthocomiformes, Opisthocomidae.